AUAGCCCAAACAAGUUUUAGGCAAAAUCCAUCUAGUGACUCUUCAAUAUUCAUCAUGUCCAAACCAAGGUUGGACGGUAAGGUGGCACUUAUAACCGGGGCUGCCAGUGGGAUUGGCGAAGAGGCGGCGCGGUUAUUUGCUGAAAACGGCGCUUCUGUUGUCAUCGCCGAUGUGCAAGAUGAAUUGGGAAACAAAGUAGUGGAAUCAAUCGGCGGAGAUAGAGUUUCUUACUGCCACUGUGAUGUCAGAGACGAGAAGCAAGUGGAGGAGACGGUGAAGUUUACGGUGGAGAAGUACGGGAAACUGGAUGUUCUGUUCAGUAAUGCCGGAAUCAUUGGCCCCCUGAACGGUAUCUUGGAAUUUGACCUCAACGCCUUCGACACUACCAUGGCCACCAACGUCCGAGGCGCCGCCGCCACUAUAAAGCACGCCGCACGUGCCAUGGUGGCCGGAAACAUCAUGGGAUCUAUAAUAUGCACAGCUAGUGUGGCCUCCCUGCUUGGAGGGGCAGGACCCCAUGCUUACACAGUAUCCAAGCACGCCCUCGUGGGUCUGGUCCGAGCCGCCUGCGGAGAGCUAGGGGCCCACGGGAUCAGGGUGAAUUGCAUUUCACCGUUUGGGGUUGCGACGCCGCUCUCUUGCGAAGCUUACAAUUUGCAGCCGAGUGAAGUGGAGGCCAAUUGCUGCGCCGCCGCCAACUUGAAGGGCAUUGCAUUGAAAGCCAUGCACGUGGCGGAGACGGCGUUGUUUCUUGCUUCCGAUGAAUCAGCUUACAUCAGCGGGCAGAACUUGGCGGUUGAUGGCGGCUUGGCGGUGGUUAAUCGGAGAUUUUCAGCCUAAAAGAUGGUUCGUUUUGUCUACAGAUCUUGAAGGAGCUGCCAAUCAUUUUUUUUAAAGUUUUUUUAACAUGUACUUAACAUAUUAUUAAGAUUAACGUGGAUCAAUUUUAAUUUCAAAAAAAUUAAAAUUUUAAU
Messenger RNA from Rubroshorea leprosula, 974 nucleotides. NCBI's taxonomy places the organism in Eukaryota, Viridiplantae, Streptophyta, Magnoliopsida, Malvales, Dipterocarpaceae. The record is from the annotation of a GenBank genome assembly.